GCUCCUUGAAAGCGGCAGCUCUACCCUUUAGCUCAGUGCGGCUGUUGCCUGUAAACCAUUGCUUCUGGUUGGGGUAUCAAUGGGUCAAACGGACUAAAAUAUGUUUGUUACUUGCACAGCAGUGACACACAUCACUAGCUUUUUUGUCAAACCACUUUGCAUCAAACCCUAAAUGCAUUAGAAUAAAACUGAUGUGGAAACACUGUUCAGUUAUUUUUUUUAAGCAAUCAUUUUGAAAUCCUAUUAUAAAUUCAUUGAAUUCUUGUCUUGUGGAUAUGAGAAGUUUGUUAUGUAAACAUACUAUCUCAAGUGUUUACAUUGGAUUGUGUCCACUGCGCAGAUUGUAAAAUCUCAUAGUAAGUUUAAAUAACCUAAAACCAAAAUGAGGUUUUGUUGUUGGUUGUCGUUAAUACACAAUAAUAAAGUAAAGAUGGACGUUAAAGUUGCCCAAUCAGAUUGACAUGCUGAUUGCUCCACGGGCGGGGCUUACUGUGCUUUUCCCAUGAACUGUGACUUCGUACAAAUUGUUUGUUGUCGAUCAAGAUGGAGUUCCUUUUGGGAAAUCCAUACAGCACUCCUGUGGGACAUUGUAUUGAGAGAGCCACUGAUGGCUCCCUUCAGAGUGAGGACUGGACCGUCAAUAUGGAAAUAUGUGACAUCAUAAAUGAAACCGAGGAUGGGCCCAAGGAUGCCAUCAGGGCCAUGAAGAAGAGGCUGAACGGAAACAAGAACUACAGGGAGGUAAUGCUGGCACUGACCGUCCUGGAGACGUGUGUGAAGAACUGUGGGCAUCGUUUUCAUGCCCUCAUCACCAGCAGGGACUUCAUAGAAGGCGUGCUUGUAAAAAUCAUCUCUCCCAAAAACAACCCUCCCACUAUCGUGCAAGACAAAGUGCUCGCCCUGAUCCAGGCGUGGGCUGACGCGUUCAGGAGUAGUCCAGACCUGACGGGUGUGGUCCAUGUCUAUGAGGAGCUGAAGAGGAAGGGUAUUGAGUUCCCCAUGUCAGACCUGGAGACCCUGUCUCCCAUCCACACUCCUCAGCGGCUGUUGACUGGCCCUGAGGAGAACCAAGCCCCUCCCCCGGCCCAGCCUAUCCCCCAACCCCACCAGCAGCCUCCUCCCCAUGCUGUCUCCACCACGUCGUCUGUUCCUCCCACCUACUCCGCCCCGCAGGUCCCCAUCCUCGGCGCCUCUGGGUCUAUCAACCCCUCCCCUGAACAGAUCUGCCGGCUUCGCAGUGAGCUGGACAUUGUGCGUGGCAACACCAAGGUGAUGUCAGAGAUGUUGACAGAGAUGGUUCCUGGACAGGAGGACCCCUCGGACCACGAGCUCCUGCAGGAGCUGAACCGGACGUGCCGGGCCAUGCAGCAGAGGAUAGUGGAGCUCAUCUCCUGUGUGUCUAACGAGGAGGUCACUGAGGAACUACUGCACGUCAACGACGACCUCAACAACAUCUUCCUACGCUACGACAGGUACGAGAGGUUCCGGUCAGGCAGAGCAUCUCAGGGUAUCAACAAUGGGCUGAGGCAGGUCCUCAGUGAGGCUACAGAGGACAACCUGAUAGACCUGGGCCCUGGUUCUCCUGCUGUCGUCAGCAACAUGGUCACUGCCCCCGCCGCACGCCCUUGCUCACCUGCCUCCCUCACCUCUCGGCUGGCUGGCCUCGACGUGGCUGACAGUGUGAGCAGAACUCUGAGCUCUCUGCCAAGCUGUAAGCCUCAGGACGACUUUGACAUGUUUGCCCAGACCAGGACUGGAGCUCUGCCUCUGACCACCGAGACACUCAUCACAGCUCCUCUAGACGACCUUAAUGCUGUAGGUGGUAUUGAGCUGCCUGCUAGUCUGGAUGUUAGGCAGCAGCCAGCAGGAGGGAUUCCCGUUGGCCAAUCCUCUGUCAUGGAUGACAUAGAGGAGUGGCUGUGUACCGACGUGCAAGAAGAGGAGGGGGUGACCAGUGAAGAGUUUGACAAGUUUCUGGAGGAGCGGGCGAAGGCAGCAGAGACCGUGCCCAGCCUCCCGUCACCCCCUAGUGGUGACCCUGGUGCAGCUACAGGCGCACUCAAGAAGAAGGCUGAAAGACCAGAGGACGCCCUGUUCGCUUAGUACAGUGGUUUUCAAACUUAUCCUCGGGGACCCCCAGACCCCUGAUUCACCUAUUCAAGGGCUUUGUGAUUAGUUGACAAGUUGAAUCAUGUGUGCUAGCUGUGGAAUAUUUCAAACACAUGGAACGGCUGGGGUUCCUGAGGAGAGGUUUGAAAACCCCUCGCUUAGUAGACCUCUCUUAACCUUUUGACUUGUGACCGGAGUCCCCAGACUGUUUCCUUUCUCAUCUUCUACCAUCAGCCAAAGCUCUGCUACCAUAUUAAUGUUCUCAGACAAUUUACAACACUACAAAGGGAACCCCCACGCAUUGUCCAUCUUUGAUAUUCCCAUGUUGAUAAACCAGCUUCAUUGGGGACAAGGCCGCAAUGUAUUCCCAUAAUCAACAGUCCCUAUCUAACAGUCGAUGGUUUGGAACAGUCUCCAGCUUCUGAUAGACAGUGGAGUAUCAACGGCCAUCUUUAUAAACCAGCAGUUCACUCAGUCCCGGGGCUGGUCUUGUUCUGAAGGGUAAUAUGAGACGUACCCUACCUAAUGUACUACCCAUAUUCUGCUCCGUUAUGGCAGCAAGAAGCCAUCCCUGUCCUGUCGUCCCCUACUCUACUGCAUGCAUUAACACAUCCAUCAAUCCCUCCUCGGACUUAAAGGGAAUUAAAUGAAGUAGGGACAAUUAUUGUUAACCUUUUUAUAGGUCAGAUGAGGGCAAGUAGCAUUGAGAUCUAUGAAUGGGGAAUAUUCUGGAUCAUUGUAUUGUUUUUACGAUGCAUCUAUUAUAUUGUCCAUUAUAGCCCCUGACUGGAUGUCUUAUUUCAUCCAUUUAACUUUGUUUUUGACUGUGUAGAAUUCUAGAGUAUUAUCUGGAAUAUUAGUUUGGAGAGAUUUAUACGAUUUCUGAUUUUAUUUUCAGAUUAUUCAUUUUCAUUUGACGGUUUUUAGAGUAAGACGACUAAAUAAUUAACGUUACUUUAGAAAAUGCACUGCUAUGGUUAAUUUAUUGAGGUUAUAAAGUUAAUUUUAACAAACAAAUAAGUAGUACCAUCUAACCUGACAAUGAUUUUCUGUUUAUCCAUAUAUUGAAGAAUCAGGAGAGGUACAAUGCUGUUGGGAAGGCGAAGACUAGAUGUUGUCAUGUAGCCCAAGCAUGAUUGCGUCACAUCCGUAGUGAAUACAGUAGCUGAUCAUGCUGUAAGAGUCAGUCAGAAGUGAUAAUGUAUUAGUCAGUCUUAUGAGAAUGAUAACUUCAGGUUUUUAAGUCCUGAAAUGUGGUUUUCACUACAGAAAUGGAGGCAGACUGAACAUUGUAUGUCUGGUGUUGAAUAAUAACUUAAUUUAUGGACUGAAGUUUUGCAUAGUGAAUGUGAAAAAAUGAACCUAUAGAAGGGAUGGUUAUGAAUACUAUGAAGGAAAUAUAGAAGGGGACAUUUGGUCUCUGAUUGGUGAGUCCAACGUUCUAUAUGUGACUGCUGAAAAGAGGAGUGGCCUGAGUGGGAGACAGGCGCUCACCAUUUAGCAAACGCGACAUUCAUGUUUUCAGAAACGAUAACACUACUUUACUUUACUUUACUAGUACGAGCAAGAACAUUGAGGACUGCAAAAAUAUACACGUGCUGUUUCAUACAAUCACAAACACUUGACAGUCCUCUACCUUAUUCUACUGUUAUUAUUCAAAUAUCUAGUUGAGUGGGUUGGUACAUUUAACAUAUCUGUAAUCAACGGAAAAUGUUGGGAAAUAUUGAGAAGUUUAGGAAUAAUUAAUUUAGCAUUAUUUUCUUCUGAUCUCUCAGUAUUUCAAAUAGUUUUAUUUUACAAAGCAGAAUGAAAUCAUGACCUGCUUUAUGGGACAGAUAAAGGUUUUUCAUGUGUGUUAAACAUGUUUUGUUGCUCGUUUAUGUACUUCAAGAUAGAUUUUCCUUCUAUACACACUGAUUUAGGUUGAUUCAAUGUUAGAAAUUGUAUAAAUGUAUCCGGAUUAAUUUGCUACAAUAACUUUUUAAGGUCACUAUUUAUGGCAAGUAUCCACUCUGUGAUUGGUUGGUUUGUAACUAAGAAAAUAACCCUAUUGAAUUUAUUUGUUUUUCCAUGGUUUGUUGAACAAGCAGUACAGUCAUGUUACUGUAUCUUCCCCUCUGUCUUAAUCGAUAUACCAUGGGACAGCCUAGCACAUGAUGAACCAACAUCAUAGGCAUUAGAAAAAUUACCAUGCUUCUGAAAGACACUAAAAGAAGUGUUGGCAUUGCACAUUAUGAAAAGGUUUUCCGUCUCUUCUGUGAAUGGAAAUACUUUGUGUGUUGUGUGCGUGGUAUAAGGGUUGCCCUACUAUAAGCCGGUAGCCAUGUACAUUUGAUUUAUUGUAGGGUGAAGAAGUAUUGCUAUGUCUGCCAUCCAGUAGACAGUUUUAAUAUAGCUUGAUAUUGGUCUGGCUUGCUCAGUGGAAUUAUGAUUCUAUAAUUUAUCUUGUAUAAUCAAGGCAAGUAUGACUUAUUAGCUUGCCAGGUGGUCACCUCGAAGCCUGCUCUUAGAAAGAACAGAUAAUGUGUAUAUGAGAGAUAUAUCUAGAUAUCUCAUAAAAGGUAUUUCAGAAGGGAAACUGUGUACGUAUGCUGACUGUUUCUGCUGUUUACUGAGUUAUAGUGAGUUCCAAAAGUAUUGGGAAAGUGACACCUUUUGUUGUUUUGGCUCUGUACUCCAGCACUUUGAAAUGAUACAUUCACUAUGAGGUUAAAGCGCAGACUCUCAGCUUUAAUUUGAGGGUGUUUUCAUCCGUAUUGGGUAAACCGUGUAGAAAUUACAGCACUUUUUGUACAUAGUCCUCCCAUUUUAGGGGACCAAAAGUAUUGGGACAAAUUAAA
Molecule: messenger RNA, 4949 nt
Organism: Coregonus clupeaformis (lake whitefish)
Lineage: Eukaryota; Metazoa; Chordata; Actinopteri; Salmoniformes; Salmonidae
Product: TOM1-like protein 2
Exons: 15
Coding region: 544-2103 (519 amino acids)
Biological process (GO): signal transduction
Cellular component (GO): membrane; endosome
Molecular function (GO): clathrin binding; ubiquitin binding; phosphatidylinositol binding
Source: RefSeq, a predicted model, not a curated record